AGUCCUGUACACAGAAACUAUGGGGGCGAAACCUCAGCCGCAGCUCUCCCCGCUCAGGGCUAAGGAAGGACGUGAACGAUGACCUCAGGAACCUGUCCCUCUCCGGCCAUGUGGGCUUCGACAGCCUCCCCGACCAGCUGGUCAACAAGUCAACGUCGCAGGGCUUCUGCUUCAACAUCCUCUGCGUGGGCGAAACUGGCAUCGGCAAGUCGACGUUGAUGGACACUCUGUUCAACACAAAGUUUGAAAGCGAACCUGCUACGCACAACGAGCCUGGCGUGAGAUUGAAAGCCAGGAGUUACGAGCUCCAGGAGAGUAACGUCCGUCUGAAGCUGACGAUUGUCGACACAGUUGGAUUUGGCGAUCAAAUUAACAAAGAUGACAGCUACAAGCCCAUAGUAGAAUAUAUCGAUGCGCAGUUUGAAGCCUACUUGCAAGAAGAGCUGAAGAUCAAACGAUCCCUGUUCAAUUACCACGACACCAGGAUUCAUGCCUGCCUGUAUUUCAUUGCACCAACCGGACACUCACUGAAAUCCCUAGACUUGGUCACCAUGAAGAAGCUCGACAGUAAGGUGAACAUCAUCCCCAUCAUUGCCAAGGCUGACACCAUUGCAAAAAACGAGUUGCACAAGUUCAAGAGUAAAAUCAUGAGUGAGCUGGUCAGCAACGGUGUCCAGAUCUACCAGUUUCCGACGGACGAAGAGACAGUGGCCGAGAUAAACGCCACGAUGAGCGUCCACCUUCCGUUUGCCGUAGUUGGCAGCACUGAAGAAGUGAAGAUUGGCAACAAGAUGGCAAAAGCCAGGCAGUACCCAUGGGGUGUUGUGCAGGUUGAAAAUGAAAAUCACUGUGACUUUGUGAAGCUGCGGGAGAUGCUGAUCCGAGUGAACAUGGAAGACUUGAGGGAGCAGACACACACCCGACACUAUGAGCUGUACAGGCGCUGCAAACUAGAAGAGAUGGGAUUCAAGGACACAGAUCCAGACAGCAAACCGUUCAGUCUCCAAGAGACUUAUGAAGCGAAGAGGAAUGAAUUCCUGGGUGAACUCCAGAAGAAGGAGGAUGAAAUGAGACAGAUGUUUGUCAUGAGAGUGAAGGAAAAGGAAGCAGAGUUGAAAGAAGCGGAGAAAGAUCUCCAUGAAAAGUUUGACCAUCUAAAGAGGACUCACCAAGAAGAGAAGAAAAAAGUAGAAGACAAAAAGAAGGAGCUUGAGGAAGAGCUGAACAACUUUCAAAAGAAGAAGGCAGCAGCUCAGCUAUUACAGUCUCAGGCUCAGCAGGCAGGUUCUCAACAAACCAAGAAAGACAAGGACAAGAAAAAGUAAGCGGCUGUCACCCACACCCUUUGUAGGAUCUAUUACAGUUUGGGGGGUUGUUCUUUCUCUAUCUCGCUGCAUGUCUGUAUUUGCUUUUCCCCAUUACCAGACUGGAAACUGGGCUUUUACCAGCCUGAUCAAAUAAAAUAUUUUUUUUCUAAAGGGUGGGUCAGGGACAAGAUCUUAAUUUGUCUUUAGAAGAACACCUUAAAACUUUAUGUCAAAGUCUAACUGGUAUGGGAGAGCAAUCCAGAUGGUGGAGGUUUGACCUAUGACGUGCCCAGCAGCUUCUGGAACAGGCUCUGGGAUGUUCUGGACUCAAAUUUAUCUGCCUGAGCCAAAAUUAAAAAGGGGGCUGUACUCAUCCUUCCUUUCACCCGAGGGUAGUCCCCUGUUCCUGUUCUUUAAGGUUAUGGUUGUAAGUAGAAGUAGAUGAGAAACCAAAAACGCCAUGUUGUUUUUACAUGGAGAAUCCUAGUGCCAAAAGUGAAUACUCAGAGGCUUGCUUUAAAGAAAAAAGCUUUGAUUUUGUUUUUAUUUUUAAAAGAGAAAACAACAAAAACUAUGGUACCAUAAUUACACGUAAAUGUCAUUUGUGGCUUUAUCAAGUUGACGAAAUAAGCUAAGAAACCCAUACCUUUUUAGUAGAGAUAACGGCAUUGUUUUCUACUCUUUUAUUUUCGUAUGCUAGGAGUAUAAUACUGCGCCCUCCAAUACUCUUGAGAUCCAGCAACUUCAGUAGGAACCCGGUGUAUCUGUGGACAGAGUCUGUCCUGUGGUCAGCAUUAGCGGUGGGAUUUUCAGAUGCGCUCGGUUUUGCACCUAACUCUGCUGCCCCCAAAACUGGAGGAACAUUGCCAUUGAUUUGGGCUCAGAGUUAAGUCCCUGGAGAGCUCAGCUGGAAGCCUUGCCCUAAAGCUCCCAAUUAAUUCUUAUUAACGUAACCUCCUCCUUGCAGCCGAUACUCGGAGAUGGCUAUGUUUAGCUUGCUAUUAGUGUAAGAGGCUCGUAUUUUUCUACGUUAUACUGGCUAUUUCACUGUGCUCAAAGCCAGGACGCAACGUCCGUUUGGACGUGGUAUGUACAGUGAAGUCCGACAAACCCUGCGCAGGCGAAGCAGACUGUGCAUGGCUUGUCUGCAUAGCACAGCAAGACAGUUUACUAUAACAAAGGCCGCUUCGAGGCCGCCUAUCGUAAUUUCCAUCCACUUUUUCCAUACUCUUGGGGGAUACUCUUGCAAGUCCUUUCUGGGUCAUCUGUGAUAACAGAGCCAAUCUAUAACUGCAAUCAAGAAAGUUGUAAAGAGGGAAAUUCAGUUAAGUCUCAUCAGAAAACACUUCUUUUUUUUUUAUCCACACACAGAAAGGACAGUUCCACACUUCUUGUAUUAGGUGAUAGUGAAAUAGCGUAUUUCUUAGUCAACUCGGGCAGAGUAUCCUUCAUAAUUAACGCUAAGCCAUCGCUGUUGAAAGAACCGAAAUGCUAGUAGGGAUGUGGCGUAGAUACUCUUGUCCCUCCUGCUUACCUGUGAACUUCAGCCAGAUCUGAGCUGCCUCUAGCGUGAGCCUAGGAGGCUUUAUUGUAUUGCAUAUAUGCUGGUAUAUUUUUAUACUUUGGGACGUUACUCUGACGCUCGCUGCACAUCCCCUGUUUCUACUGCUGGAUAGGUGCCCGUCAUUCAUUGCUGUUCUGACCCUGGGUCCCCGGAGGAAGGAGGGGAGGGCCGAGGGCUAGUUCCUCAGCUGAUGUAAAUUGUUGUAGCUCCUAUGGAGCCGUGCUGCUUUAUGCUAACUGAGAACCUGGCCUUCGGCACCCAUUGAAAUACGUAGAGAGCUUGUACGCUGCAUGCUCUGCUUGGUUAAAGACGUUACGGACGCUGAUCACAGUGUCAUGCCUAACGGCAGAACCGGUAAGUGUCCGGCAGGUAGCGUCCGAGCGUGCUGAAAUACCGAUCCCUGACGAUGCCUGCAAUAGGAUAGGCUGAAACACGGGUCUUCUCUCAUGUGAGAAUCCAGACCUGGUGGCCCUUUUCCUAAAAGUAACAGACACUUUCGAAGAUCCCUUUUUCUUAUCUCUUAAACAGAGUUGCUCGUUUAAUGUUUAUGAGAGCUCUGCAACAGAUCGCUUCACCUCUUAGAUGUGAGACCAGAGCAGUACUUAAUGAGCUGGGGAGUUUUGUAACUGUUGGUAGUGGGUGUUAGCUGCUGGUUGCUUCUGUGAAGUUGGCUGGCACGUGCACAGCAUUGUGGGUAUAAUGCACCGAUGUUUCUUGUGGCCAUCCCAUACAACGCAGUUUCUGCUUUGCCGAUGCAUUCACAGAAAUCCAGGCUUGAGGAACGUGCACGUGUUUUAAGUAGUGUGUCCUUUCAGUGUCGCUCCACACCAGGUGUCGUACCUGCUUAAAUCGUUCUCUAGCGUCUGAAUUACUAACGGAGGCUUUGAAGGGACAUGCUGAUGCUUCUGCAUUGUAGCACACCUUGGUUUUUCUGAAGGCUUUACGUUUCUCCUUGCACUCUAACAAAAAACUGCAGAUGGUAUAGGUAAGGCUCUCAAGCUUGCUCUGUGGUGACACGGACUGUGGCGGUGCUCACACAGUUGCUGGAGGAACUCUUUGCCGCGCUGUGAGCGUGAUCCUCGUAGCCUCCCCAGAACAUAACUCGUGGGAAUGCUCCUUUCCGAAGGUGGGAUCUGAUUUCUCUCACUUGGACAACGGAGACUUUCCUCGGUGUUGUGCAAGCUGGAGGGAAGGCCCAGGGCCAAUUUGCUGCUGGCUUAACUCCAUGAGGGACAGCUUGGCCCUCUUGAUUUGCAGACUGUCCUCACGGGAACAAGGAGUUGGUUUUUUUUCCCUGCCUUUCUUUUUUUCUACUCCAUUUCCCUGACAGCAGAUUCCUGUAGCUUGUGCUUUUUUUGUCUGAGACUGUUGCAGCUCUGGCCUGGCGUCAGAGAAGCGUGCUGGUUUUGGGACAGCAUGUAUUUGUGCUUGUGUCUGUAACAUUGUCAUUCAAGUACUUUGCUGAAUCUGAGGUUGACCCAGUUAUCAAGCCCCUGCCAUAAUUUUUGGAUGGGACUGUGCUUCAAACUUCUACCAUCCGUUUUAAAAUAGGAGCAGCAAAAAUAGCGUUUUGGUGCUUGCCUGUUGUUUGGUAGAUCACCACGUGCAUGCCUCACCACGUGCCUUCGCGUUACUCGCUCGUCCUAAACGCGUCCAGGAGCCGGGACCAUGUGUUUGGGCUCCGUUUCUGUUCCUUUCAAGCUGCUUCUGAAAACCAGAUGAAAAGCUUUUUUCCAGCUUCCUUUCAAUACAAGUAAUUUCCCGUCCGAUGGGGCUAUCUGGCUGUCUGGGGCCACGUUUAGUCCCAAAGCAAAUCCCUGAGCUACAGCAUGCAGCAAACAUAUUUCAGGGCUUGGCCCAACACCCUGUAAAAAGAGGUUUUUGUUAAUAUCUGAAGGAUCUGAGUUGGGCCUGAAAAUCCAUGUUUGCUGAGGUGCUGGGGGACCUCUCGGUGCCAAGCUUUGAGAUAGCUACGUUUCAGGAAGGGCUACGCGCCAGCCUUCUGCGAGAGCGCCCGUGUUAAAGUAAUUCAGCUUGGACACCCGCGAUCGUGCACCCCACAUACUCUUUAUGAAAAAACCCCACAGCUUGAAGUCACCAGUCAAGUAAACCCUGUAACCUUGACUAACUUAAGUGCUCGGUUGUUCAGUUCUUCCCCCUCAGUUUUUCUUUUUGCUUUUGCUUGUCGUGUAG
Molecule: messenger RNA, 5064 nt
Organism: Struthio camelus australis
Lineage: Eukaryota; Metazoa; Chordata; Aves; Struthioniformes; Struthionidae
Source: RefSeq, a predicted model, not a curated record